AUGUCUAGCCCUGCAGUACAAGUCGUUUGUGCCUGGCCAAUUUCAUCCAACUAUGGCGCAGGAUCGCGUAUUUUGUACUAUGUCCUGGUCGCGGCAUGUGUAACUUUUCGCAAAGCCGAAUGGCUGCGAAAUACGUGCCUUGCUGCCGUCUUGAUUCUGCCGGCCAUUUCUGCUCUCCAAGCCCUCGUGCUCGCUUCGGCGCAUACGAAUGGCGGCGUUGAUAUGGAUAUAUAUGGAGCUUUCCAGUUCUGCGCGAUCGGAAUUCUGGCAGCGCCUCUGACUGUGAGGCUGUCGCGAACCUACUUCCAGUCUCCAGGACGCAACAUCAUAUUUCUCUGGACGAUACUGAUCUUGAUGGGAUUGUUGGCCCUCUGCGUGGAAUUCUACCGGGUCACCUCAACGGCCUGCAGCAGCGAUGAUGAUGGAAACCCUUUUUACGGCACCGCCAACUUCCCAUACGAACAUGCUAGAUGUAACUUGACUUGCUCCGAAAGCGAGGGUCCGAUAUCUCCAAUGCGAGGAGGAUCCGCUGCCGACGUCUAUGUUAUUCCUGUGCCGCGUAUCUUGUCCUUCAACGCCGCCAUGCUACUUUCUGCUGGAUUCUGCAUCCCCGCGAUAUUAUCUCUAAUAUUUACCUGGGAUAAGAUUUUGGAGAUCAACUGGAAGAGGCGACGGCCUGUUGAGCCUCUCAACGCUAGGAUUGAGGGUGCGAAUAUGACUGUUGGAGAGCUCAAAGGCAUCAACAACGUCGUGAGGAAGUUCUUGGGCGUCAUCGAAAUCCCGUUGUUUGGCGGGGUGAUUCUCACGAUUAUCGGGGUUGGCGAAGCGAACUUCUUCAGCCCACAAGUACGAUUUAUGACUGAGCCCAUGGCUUCGAUUGGACAAUGGUCACCAAUAGCUGGAACAAUCAUGGCUGCCCUUGGUUCUCUCUAUAUUCUGUGGUCAACCAGCGGCGACGACGACCCGAAAGGGAAGCCCACGAACCAAUUCGAGAACUCUGAUUCAUCACGUAUCAGUCGCAGUAGUGAGCGACAACCUUCUCAACGGUAUCCUUCGCCCGUGUAUCUUGGCCCUGAUAGAGAGACGGGGGAUGGUCUGGGUAUACGAUCAGAAUCGCCCAACGUUAUCGAAUUGACCCCGACCAUCACGUAUCCUGAUUCUGAACGUAAUACGGGUUCUGCCUCUCAGGCUAUUCAGCAAGAUACUCACCAACUGGAUCAGCCAACAGCUGGCAGAAACCGGAUACGAAGUUGGUUGACAUCAGCCGGGAAUUACCUCGGGGAUGCAGCACAUGAAAGACUUGAUCCAGACCAUGAAAGAGUUGAUGAGGAGACUCAGAGGUUUCCAGAGGUUCCUGGCGAGAUCCUGCGAAACCCCGAUCUGGAACGCAUCAGUCGAACAUACAGUCAGCUUCGCGAAGAAAGGGCAAACAGCGUAUACGCGGCAAGCAUCAUGUCUUCACCAGCGCUUGAAGGUAGUGCAUCUCCAGUACCUACGUCUCCGCCACCACACCAAGAACCUCCGCGUCCUGAUACUAGUCCAUCUCGUCAGCCGAAAAGGCGAGACACACUAGAAGUACCAAAGGGAGGGCAUUGA
Molecule: messenger RNA, 1596 nt
Organism: Alternaria postmessia
Lineage: Eukaryota; Fungi; Ascomycota; Dothideomycetes; Pleosporales; Pleosporaceae
Exons: 5
Coding region: 1-1596 (531 amino acids)
Source: RefSeq, a predicted model, not a curated record